Messenger RNA from Perca fluviatilis (European perch), 2497 nucleotides. Its product is annotated as gastrula zinc finger protein XlCGF57.1-like. Gene Ontology annotation, biological process: regulation of transcription by RNA polymerase II. The record is from RefSeq and is a predicted model, not a curated record. NCBI's taxonomy places the organism in Eukaryota, Metazoa, Chordata, Actinopteri, Perciformes, Percidae. Gene Ontology annotation, molecular function: RNA polymerase II transcription regulatory region sequence-specific DNA binding; DNA-binding transcription factor activity, RNA polymerase II-specific. Bases 72 to 1400 code for a protein of 442 amino acids. The transcript is spliced from 2 exons. Gene Ontology annotation, cellular component: nucleus.
UCCUUCUACCCUUCCCUGUGAAGAGUGAAGAUGAUGAAGAGGAAGGGCUUCAUCGGAGACAAACUGAACACAUGGAAACAGAAGCUGAUGGAGAGGACUGUGGAGGACCAGAACCAGCCAGGAACUCACAUCCACUUUUACAACCAGAGACUGAUGAUAGUGUUGAUAGCGAUUUCUGGAAGGAGAGCAGAAAACGUCCGACAUGUUUGAACUCUCUGGAACAUGAGGAAGUUCCUGUCAGUGCUGACAAAGAAAAAGAUUCAAGAUGUAAGAAAACAUUCAGCUGCUCUGAGUGUGGGAAAAGAUUUGGCCGCAAGACACGCCUAAAUAGACACAUGAAAUGUCACACAGGAGAAAAACCUUUCAGCUGCUCAGUUUGUAAAAAAUCUUUUUCAGAGAAUGGAAGUUUACAGAAACACAUGCGAGUCCACACAGGAGAGAAACCAUUCACCUGCUCAGUUUGUAAGAGACAUUUUGCAUGGAAAGGACAUUUUCAGAGUCACAUGAGAAUCCACACUGGAGAGAAACCUUACAGCUGCUCAUUCUGUGAUAAAGCUUUCCGUGAAAGUGGAAAUCUUAAGAGACACAUGGCCCUCCACACAGGAGAGAAAAAAUACGCCUGCAGUUUUUGUGACGAAAAAUUCACCUGGCCUCAACAGCUCAAAACCCAUCAGUGUGUUAGUCGACAUCUGCAACCAGAGACUGGAGACCAGACUGGAGACUCUUCUGAACCUGAGACUGAUGACAGUGCUGAUUGGAAGGAGACCAGAGAACCUCAGUCAGCUUUAAACUCUCUGAAACAUGAAUCAAGAUGUAAGAAACCAUUCAGCUGCUCUGAGUGUGGGAAAAGAUUUGGCACCAACGCACAUUUGAAGAGACACAUGAUAACUCAUACAGGUGAGAAAGCUUUCAGCUGCUCUGAUUGUGGGAGAAGAUUUGGCCGUAAGGCACAUCUGCAAGAACACAUGAUGACUCACACAGGGGAGAAACCAUUCAGCUGCUCAGAUUGUGGGAAAUCUUUUGUGUGGCGAGGACGUUUGUUGAAACACAUGAGCAUCCACACAGGCGAGAUCCCUUUUGGCUGCUCAUUUUGUGAUAAAAGAUGUUGGCACAAGUCGGAUCUGAAGAGACACAUGAUGACUCACACGGGAGAAAAACCUUUCAGCUGCUCAGAGUGUGGAAAAAGAUUUAUACAGAGGGCGCAGCUGACUCAACACGUUACGGUUCACACAGGGGAGAAAAAUUACAGCUGCAGCGUUUGCGAUAAAACAUUUGCCUGGGCUUCGCAGAUCAAAAGACACAAAUGUGUCGGCCGUCAGUCGUCACAGCUUCGUCAAACUGAGGAGAACAGAGAGGCAGAGCCUCCGGCCAGCAGAGACCCUGAGAGCUGCAGCUCAUAACACUUAUCUGAUAGCUCCUUGACUCCUAGGUCCUUGGCUGAACCGGAAGUUGUUCCGUCCCUCCUCGGUGAGGGCCGUCUCAAAGCUCUUAUUUCUGCCCAGAGGACCAAGGAGGGAUCAUCGAGGAGCUAUACGCGAGGAUACAGAGAGCAGCCUUCCUGGAAGCCAUGCAGCUGAAGGAGUUGCUAACUCCGCCCAAUCAGCUGACGUAUUCAUGUUGGCGCUUCAGAGGAAAGGAGGUCUCAUCUCCUUUUGCCUCUCUCCUCCCGCGAUUUCCUCGCGUCUCUCCCAUGCCUCCUCGUGGGAGGGACUAAGACGCGAGGAAGGGAGGCAAGUGGAGGACUCGAGGAGGCAAUAUAAGGGACAUAAGAAGCACCUUAUAUCCUUGACGUUCCAAGUCCGGGAUUGCUCCGGUGCCGCAGGAAAUUCCGCCGGAUGCACGUCUUUUCGGCCGGAUGUCCGUCCCCUUCCUCUUCCUUUGUGUUGGCGUUCUAACCUCUGGUGGAUUUGUGAGGACUAUGGUUAACUGCUCCUCAGAUCUCUGCAGGGUAAAUCCAGACAGCUAGCUAGACUAUCUGUCCAAUCUGAGUUUUCUGUUGCGCGACUACAACUACAAAGCAAGUUCAACAUCCUCAGGAUAUCUUUGCAUUGUCACGCUUCACUGACCCUUUUUUUCAUAAAUUUGGUUCAACGGGAUUUAUAUUGUAUUAUGUGUUUUAUUAUGAGUUAUUUAACAUAAAUCAACAUCUAACUGUGAACUGAUGUGUCUGAAUCUUCCAGCGGCAUUAAAUAACACAGGGAAUCCCUGCGGGGAAAGAGACUGGAGACUCUUCUGAUCCUGAGACUGAUGACAGUGCUGAUUGGAAGGAGACCAGAGAACCUCAGUCAGCUUUAAACUAUGGAAAUAAAUCCAUGUGUGAAGAAAGACUGGCAGCAGAGAGACACAAACUGUCCACUGGUGUCACUAGCUGCUUUUGAGUGAUAUCUAUUUAGGCCGUUUACACGUACGUGGUUAUUUUGAAAAACGGAGACAUUUCCCUUCGUUUGUGCCCUUCGUUUACACGCAAACGGAGAAUUCACCUCUGAAAACGAGUCUU